AUGGACGAUGAAGGGACUGAAGAGGAGGAUACCCUAAUAGUAGAUGAUGAGUUGGAAGACUUGAUAGAACACAGUGAAUCUCUCACUUUAGUUGGGCGUAUUCUAGCAGGAAGGCGAUACCGAAAGCAAGCGGUUACAGAGGCUUUGAUCAAUGCCUGGAACACUUCUGCUCCAGUUAUUGUUUCACCACUGCGUGUGGAUACCUAUUUGUUCAAGUUUGAACACCCUAUGGAUCUGACUAAUGUCCUUAAUGAAACACCCUGGUCAGUUGCAGGGAAUCUAAUAGUUCUGGAGCGAUGGAAGGCGUCAAAGAAUUGGACUUUCGACUACACGGAGAUAUGGGUUCAACUACAUGAUAUUCCAACAGAACUGCACGAUCAUGGCUUGGUUGCAAAGUUGGUCUGUAAGGUGGGAGAGGUGUCCAGAUUGCUCUUCAUUAGUGGAGUUAGAGGAGGACAAAAGUUAUCCUAUUUUCGUGCUCGCAUUAGAAUGGAUAUCACUAAACCUUUGAAGAAAUUUCUGAAGAUUAAGAGAAGAAGUGGGGUUGAUCACAUGGUGGAUUUAAGAUAUGAAAGGUUGCCUUUAUUCUCGCUAUUUUGUGGUAGGAUUGGUCACGAUGAACCGAGGUGCGGGGUGGCGUUCGAGGUGAAGAGAAUCAUAGGUUACUGCAUGGAUGUGAUCGAACUUCCCCCUGUCCGGAAUUCUUGA
This is a messenger RNA of Telopea speciosissima, 708 nucleotides long. RefSeq lists its product as uncharacterized. Lineage: Eukaryota; Viridiplantae; Streptophyta; Magnoliopsida; Proteales; Proteaceae. The record is from RefSeq and is a predicted model, not a curated record. Bases 1 to 708 code for a protein of 235 amino acids. The transcript has a single exon.